Molecule: messenger RNA, 1423 nt
Organism: Ahaetulla prasina
Lineage: Eukaryota; Metazoa; Chordata; Lepidosauria; Squamata; Colubridae
Exons: 5
Coding region: 4-837 (277 amino acids)
Molecular function (GO): peroxiredoxin activity
Source: RefSeq, a predicted model, not a curated record
GGCAUGCGUGCUUCCUUUCGCCUCCCAAGACCCACCGAAGGCUGCCGUUUCGGAUCGCUCGGUCCUGUUUUCCGCAAGGGUAUCAUGAUCAAGCGUUUUCUCCUCUCCGGCUUCCUCCAGCUCCGCCGCCGCGGUGGCGGCUCCGUUUCGUUUCUUCCUCUCAGCGUAUCAGGAAACUUAUGGGGAAGAUCCCAAAGUGUAGCACUGAAUCGUCCAAAGAGUACAGAAGGAGAAAAUACUACUAAGGAGAUUGGACGCUAUCCAAUACCCAAGAAGACGGAUUUGCCAUAUGAUAUAGUGGAGCUCAUGGAGGAAAUGGAAGUAAAGACUGGGUUUUUGCCCAACGUGUUUAAGGUUAUGGCUCAUCGGCCAGCAGAAUUUAGGGCAUUCUUUGCCUAUUACAAUGCCAUCAUGAACAAAGAGACAGGAAACCUAAGCAAGGCUGACAAAGAACUCAUUAUUGUGGCUACCAGUAUUGUCAACAAGUGUCCCUACUGUGUAAUUGCACAUAGUGCCUUACAUCGCAUCUACUCCAAGAAACCAACUUUGGCAGAUCAGGUGGCUGUGAAUUGGAAACUGGCUGAUCUAAGUGACCGGGAAAUGGCCAUGCUUGACUUUGCCCUUGCUAUCUGCAGAGCAGAUAACAUAACGGAAGAGCACUUUCAGAAGCUAGAGGCACACGGAUUUGACCGAGAAGAUGCCUGGGACAUAAGCUCCAUUUCAGCCUUUUUUGCCAUGUCAAAUCGCUUAGCUCACUUCAUAGAUCUGCAUCCCAAUCCAGAAUUCUAUAUCAUGGGAAGAAUACCAAGAGAGAAAAAGACCAUUUCCUCCCAAUAAAACUUGUUGAUAUCCUAAUCUGUGCAAACACUGAGGUCAAGCUUGACUAAUUACUGAAUUACAAAAAUGGACCAGUUUUAGAAACAGUGAAAAGAGAAUCAAACUUUACUUUUGAUUGUAUAAUACUUCUGAAAUUAUUGAAUUAUACAUCUCAAUUGGAAUGAGUUUCUUUAAAAGAAAAAGUGAGAUCAAAUACUUGUAGUUUCUUUAGAUCAUAACUAAAGAUAUGAUUAGAAGUAAGAACCUCGUAUCUUUUAUUUCCAUGUAGCUAACUAAAUAUCUACUAUAAUAAGACCUUUUUAUUCAGACAUUGGAAAAGACAUAAGCUGUGUUUACAUUCUCAUUUCCUCUAAAGUACUGGCAACAUGGUUGAUUCCUAAAGGCUUAAGUUUUUGCACUGGAUCAGGAGUCCUUAUUUUAUUUUAAUGAGCUUUAUAAUGUAAUUCUAUUUCUUCUUGGAUUUAACAAUACUUUCAUACAUUUGCGAAUUUCAGCUUUUUUAUCCUUUGAUUUAAAAAGGUCAUGCAAACAACUGAAAAAUGAAAGGUAUUAAACAGUUACAAUAAAUUAAUAUAUGUUUUUGCUA